CAACAGGGCUAGCGUAGGCUUUCGGCAAGAUUCAGGCAGUCGCAGCGUCUGCUGCACGGUGCUUGUUCCGCAUUAGAGCGGCACGUGCGUUCGCUGACAAGUCAUUCUUAAGCAGAAUGUCCGAGGCCGGGGUUGCAAAUCUGUCCAUUGAGGACUCGCAGUCCAGCGUGGCGUCCACGGCAACCGCUGAUGCAAAGAAAGCAGCGAAGGAGGCCGCAAAGGCUGCUAAGGAGGCUGCCAAAGCAGAGCGCGCCCAGCAGCGCGGUGUCAAGGCGGCUGUCAUGACUCAACCGGACCCCGAGGACCCCCUUCGCGAGCAGUACGGCGAUUACCCCAUGGUGCAAAGCCGUGAGCAAAGCAGCCGUGUAUGGACCAAGGUGGAGAGCCUAGGCAAAGACCUCAGCGAGCAGAAGGUCUUGGUCCGCGCCCGCGUCCACACCACCCGGGGGAAGGGCAAGUCCGCGUUCCUGGUCCUGCGGCAGCGCACCGCCACUGUGCAGGCGGUGCUGUUCGCCGACGAUGUGACCGUAAGCAAAGGCAUGGUCAAGUACGCGACACAGAUCCCGAAGGAGUCCAUCGUGGAUUUGGAGGGCGUCGUGAAGGUGCCGGAGAAGCCCAUUGAGGGCUGCUCGCAGAAAGACGUCGAGCUCCAAGUGACGGGAAUCCGCACUGUCAGCCGCGCAGCAACGCUGCCGUUUGAGCUGGUGGACGCCUCGCGCUCGGAGGAGGAGGUCAAGGCCGCUGCCGAGCGGGGAGAGAUUCUGCCCACUGUGGGUCAGGACCUGCGCCUGGACAACCGCUUCCUCGACCUCCGCACGCCCGCAAACCAGGCCAUCUUCCGGGUGCAGAGCGCCGUGUGCCAGAUUUUCAAGAACACGUUGCUGGCGGAGGGUUUCCAGGAGAUCCACACUCCCAAGCUGAUUGCCGGCGCCUCCGAGGGCGGUGCUGCUGUGUUCCGGCUGGACUACAUGGGGGUGCCCGCCUGCCUGGCGCAGUCGCCGCAGCUGUACAAGCAGAUGGCCAUCUGUGCCGACUUUGACCGCGUCUUCGAGGUCGGCCCCGUCUUCAGGGCUGAGUUUAGCUACACUCACCGCCACCUGUGCGAGUUCAUGGGCCUGGACCUGGAGAUGGCCAUCCACGAACACUACUUUGAGGUGCUGGACGUCAUUGAGAAGCUCUUUGCGGCCAUUUUUGACGGCCUGUCUACCGAAUACGCCAAGGAGCUGGCGGUUAUCGCCCAGCAGUACCCGUUCGACGUGCCCACCUUCAAGCCCCUCCGCCUGACCUUCCCCGAGGGCAUCGCGCUGCUGCAGCAGGGCGGCUACCCGGAGGUGGACCCCUUGGGUGACCUCAACACAGAGCUGGAACGCGCGCUUGGGAAGAUUGUAAAGGAGAAGUACGGCACCGAUUUUUUCAUUCUUCACAGGUACCCGUCAGCGGUGCGUCCGUUCUACACCAUGCCCUGUGCGGACGACCCCACGUACUCGAACUCCUACGACGUGUUCAUCCGGGGAGAGGAAAUCAUCAGCGGUGCGCAGCGGGUGCACGACGCUGAGCUGCUCACAGAGCGGGCUACGGCAUGUGGCAUCCCCUUGGACACCAUCCAGUCGUACAUCGACAGCUUCAAGCUGGGAGCGCCGCCUCACGGUGGCGCGGGUGUGGGCUUGGAGCGCGUUGUGAUGCUGUACUGCGGCCUGAACAACAUCCGCAAGACGUCCAUGUUCCCGCGCGACCCCAAGCGCCUGACUCCGUGAGCUCCUCCUCAGGGGGGAGCUCCCUUGCUGGCGCCGUCCUUAAGCCUCAAGUCUUGAGGUAUAAUGCCGCCUCUAUCCUAAAUCCAAGCGUACUUUUAUGGUACUGGCAGGAUGCUGUAUAAGGGCACUCAGUGGUGUCUCAGCAUGCGAACGGCGCGCUCGUUUGCUUAGGCCCCACCUCGAGAAGCGAAUGGACGCCUACUGGGCGUAAGAGCGCUGAGGGGAGAACGUCUGUGUUGAGUGAGGCAUGCAGGAGGGGUGUGCGAGUAUGCGAGUUAAGGAGUCGUGUUGGCAGGGGGCUGCGGCGGGUGGGCCCAAUGCUAGUUGUAGUUAUGCAAUGGUGGCAGGACGUGGCCUUCAUUCACGUGGCCUAGCGCACUGCUAACCGGCAACAUAGAACCUCGUGAAGCUCAGCCGCGUGUUACUUCGCUGACCUGCUGGCGGGACGGAUGAGCACACCGCGCUGUGGUGUUCAUGGCAGUGACUGCGAUAGUUAUUAUAGUGCGAAUGGGCACAUGCGGCUGCAUGCUGGGGUAUUUUUUGUCCUGGUUCCGAUUCCCUUUCGUGAGGUUGCGUUCUUUGGGGGGUUCUGCGUGGUCCGGUUUGUACUCACCGUGGUGUGGUGCUUUCGGGUCCUCUUUUCUUUUUCCUCUCCCACGUGUAACCGGCCUCACGA
This is a messenger RNA of Volvox carteri f. nagariensis, 2430 nucleotides long. RefSeq lists its product as uncharacterized. NCBI's taxonomy places the organism in Eukaryota, Viridiplantae, Chlorophyta, Chlorophyceae, Chlamydomonadales, Volvocaceae. The coding region runs from base 117 to 1754 and encodes 545 amino acids. The transcript has 12 exons. Gene Ontology annotation, biological process: aspartyl-tRNA aminoacylation. The record is from RefSeq and is a predicted model, not a curated record. Gene Ontology annotation, cellular component: cytosol; aminoacyl-tRNA synthetase multienzyme complex; cytoplasm. Gene Ontology annotation, molecular function: ATP binding; aspartate-tRNA ligase activity; RNA binding.